Molecule: messenger RNA, 4055 nt
Organism: Temnothorax curvispinosus
Lineage: Eukaryota; Metazoa; Arthropoda; Insecta; Hymenoptera; Formicidae
Gene: Rcd1
Product: KAT8 regulatory NSL complex subunit 3-like
Exons: 8
Coding region: 575-4030 (1151 amino acids)
Biological process (GO): positive regulation of transcription by RNA polymerase II
Cellular component (GO): NSL complex
Source: RefSeq, a predicted model, not a curated record
CAAGAAUUGGCAAGAAUUGUUCGCUUUAUGAAAAAAUGGCAAAAUGGAUGCAUUGCAUUUUCUCGCGUAAGCCUGUGCCACUCGUCGUAUCAACCUAGCGAAACGCAAUGCCUGUGCGUAUUAUCACAAUUAAUGACACAUAAUACCCUAAUUACUUUCGACAUCGAGUCACACGUGAUUGAGCAGUGAGCAGUGACGGAGUGACGCAAGUGAUAGACGUUUGCCAGCGCGUUUAUCCUCGCGUUGGGGAUGUCCUCUGAUACGUGAAAGUGAAACAAGUAGCCACAAUAUCGUUUACAAAUUCCAAUGAAUGCAGGAUUACACGAUAGAUGAGAAUGAUACUAAUUCAAUGAACAGCUAAGCGUUCGUCGUCCGACGUGAAAAAAAGGAGACAGAGGUUAGUGGAGGGACAAACCGAGGAAGAGAGAAAAAGAGAGAAAGAGGAAAAUUUUAAUGUUUUAUACAAUAUAAUAAUGACAUUGUAACACAUAAUAGGAUAUUUGGAAGAAACUCAAAGAGAUAUCGAGUGAAUAGAUAUUUAUCUCGACUACCCGAUCUAAUUUAAGAUAGCAUAAUGUUAACGUCCAUGCCUAUGGCACCGUCCACCUCUGCGAGCAGUUCUGGGCUACCAAGUCCAACUACUGAUACGUUUGACGACAUUUCGAACAAACUGACGGCGUACCUACAUCAACUAGCUGGAAAUUACGAGAUGGACAGUGAUGCGAUAUUCAAAGAUCAUUGCUAUGCUCGACCUUGGAACUGGAGACCAGAAAACAUUUAUGUAAAGCCUAUAAAAAAGCUGUUUUUCUCGAAGAACACUGUGAGUGAUAAGCACAGAAAGGAUGAGGAAAUCGACGUGGAAAACAUUGACAGCGAACCAUCGCCACUGCCUUUUGAUUUAACCAGAGUUCGACAUAUGAUGGACGAGUUUGAACGGUUAGCGAAUUUUGCGCGACCCGAGGAGGAGGACGAGGAGGAGGAUUGGGAGGAGAAGAUAGAGAAAACCUUGUGGUCUCCGAUUCAGAAUCGGAUAUUUACCAAAGUGACACGGAUAUUAAGUUCGGAGAGACUCGCAAGAUUAGCCAAGGCUAAGAGCGUAACGGAACCGAUCUUUCGAAGAACGUCGGUGGAUAUCGCAGCGAGGAGAUUUCGCGAAACGUUAGCCUCGACCGGAUGGGACUGGAGACUGGUUCAAUGGCUGCACAAUUUGCUGUUCGAGCGUCUCCCCCAGGAAUAUUUAGCCAUUUAUCUCGAUAUCUUACAGACCUUGCGACUGAAGAUCCCUCAGCUAAUCGAUAAGAUGAUCGCUGUGCAACCGAAUAUCAGCGCUAAGAACGGCUCCAUAACGUGGGAAACGCUCGGAUCACUCUUAAAACGAUCUUGGGAUCCAGUCGCGCAGAAUUUGAGCGGAAAUAGACCUAAAAAAUUGCCCGGAAAUCCGAUCUUAAUAGUAGUACCUUCCGGCAUCGCGUCGGCAUCCGUUUCGUCUCGUCAGCAUAAAUGGAUCACGCAGUUGGGAUUGUUAGGCAUGGUCGCUACCGUUCACACUCACAUGAGUUUGGCAGCCAACAGAAUGACUAUGAUGGUGUGCAUGGAUCAAUUGGUUCAGGCCACAAGAGCCAAGAUACAAGAUGUCAGAAGUGACUGUCCUGGUAGGCCGAUCAUACUCGUAGGUUUCAACGCUGGCGCAGCGCUUGCUUGUCAGGUGGCUCAGAUGGAACACAUAACUGCUGUUAUCUGCAUUGGAUUUCCUUUCACAACGGUCGAGGGAAAACGGGGCACGCCUGAUGAUAUGUUAAUGGACAUUCGCUGUCCCGUCAUGUUCGUUAUUGGGCAAAACGCCACCCUCGUUAGACCGGACGAUUUGGAGGAACUCCGUGAGAAAAUGCUGGUCGAGACAAGUCUGGUGGUCGUGGGCACGGCCGACGAUCAUCUCAGAAUAUCCACGACUAAAAAGGUGCUCGAGGGCAUCACGCAGAGCAUGGUGGACAGAUGCGUGUUGGACGAGAUUGGGGAUUUCAUCGGUAGCAUCCUAUUGCAACCGCAUCCAUUACCGCUGCGACCGACAAUGACGACUAACUGUGACAGCAAGAACAAAAAGGACUCUCACAAACGAAGGAACUCGACCAGCAGUUCCGUGGAAAGCGAACCUAAUUCACCGACCGUGAAGAAAUCUCGGCCGACCACGCCGGUAUCUUCCGCGCUAUCGGUUGGAACGAACGUGGCAUCGAGCUCGGCUCCUAAAAUCGGUGCAUUCAAUAUCCAAUCCAAUUUGACGCAAGUAAGUGGGCAACAUACAAAUCAUACUUCCACCGCGAAACGGAAGCGGCCCACGAACAAUCAGAGAAAUCAGUUCUCAGACCUGAAGACUCCUAGACUUGCUGGACAGACAAACAUUAAUUCAGAAAAUGGCAUAACGCUCAAUAUUGGCACACUAGCGAGUCUGGCGCCGAUAGGGCCGAUACGUUUAGCACCCACUGCAGUGAGUCAAUCGACGACCACUUCCUCCAAAACACCUAAUGUAUCCAAAUCCUCAGCUACGACCGUUAAAGUGCCACCGAAGAUCAUCUCGAAUGUGCCGUUGCAGAAUGUUUCAAAAAUGAAAACGAUAUCUUCUAAUAAGUCUUACUCGAAUAUGGUCGCGAACAGUUACAGACAGGUCAAUACUCCUGACAAAAGUGGAGACACGAAAUUGGUGAACGUUUUCACCACGCCCACGGGAAAUCAAAUUAGAGUUAAUGCAACUCCUACAGCGGGAAGUAGUAAGCCUACGGCGACAAGCGGCACUUUGUCGAAUCUUUUGCAAAGUGGAAAGAAUUCGAUUGCGCUUACGAGCGGUGCAUCCUCCACCCGUGCAUCAUCAGCUUCUAGUAUCCUACUAACGACCACCACGUCAUCAGCGAAUACCGUAACGUCGUCCGCAUCGACCCCUUCAAAAGCGAUGGAAGAGAUGGGAGGGAGCAGUGAUUCUCACUUAUUGGACGUAUCCAAGUCGGCGCACUUACCACGGCAAGGAGUCGUAUCCAAUAGUACCGAUAACUCUCAUAAUACAUCGUGCGGUAACAUAGUCAUUGUCGAGAAUUCCCUCCACACCAGAAGCGCGCCUUCGUCGGUGAUAGUCCCAUUUAGCGGUCAAAGCUCCAACUUUUUGCCGCUAUCCAACAAGCUGAAAAUCUCGCAAAAAUCGAUGAAGACGAUGCCGAAGAUCACGGUCAACGCCAACAACUUGCAGAGACUUCAAAAGGGGAAGCCUCAAAGUGUCCAGAAGAGAAACGUCGCAAACGAUAUAGACGACGAUCUGGGUAAUAUACUGGAUAUACCGAUAAUAUUCGCCAAGGACGACGACAAUUUGAGCAACAUAAACAAGAUGCCGGUGAUGACGCAAACGACGCUGGCUAAAGAGCCUCAGGAGAGACCGAAGUUGAACAAUACCACCAAGGUGGUUUUAAUCAGCAACAAACAAGACAAGCUGCAGUCAAAUAAACUCGGAGCGGCUUCCACGCAGGCCGUUAUAUGUCCUAAUAUGUCUGUGCAAAACUUGAAUCAGUUGAUACUGCAGACGCGGUCGCAGAACAGCGGCGUCUCGGCAAGGAGCAGGGUCGGAGUGCCGCUGGAAAAUCGGUUGGUACAGCCUACCGUGAAGUACACCAAGAUCAUACUGGCGAAAAGAAACUCGCAGACCGAGAGAGGCGAGCAGGUGGUUGCGACCAAGAAAAUCCCGGAAGAUAUAAACGCACCUAAAAUCCUGACCUUCGAGAAAAACGAGCAUAGAUUCGUGCAAGCGCAAUCUUCCACGGCAUCGACAAAUUAUGAUGAUCGUUGUGCGGAUAACAUGCUCGAGAUUGAAGACGCUAUUAAAACGAAUAUCAUUGAACGCAAAUACGUACCCGCGCCUGCAAUCGACGAGACAUCAUCCGUAACUCUCGAUGACUGCGAUAUUUUCAACGAGACCAAACUGAACGAGAUAGAACACGAUUCAGAACAAUCUGUUUUCGGCAAUGUUGGUGAAAUCCAAACGUAUAAUACAUAAGUAAUUGCUUUACGAGAUAAGGACG